AUGGAGUGCGUGCGCAAGAUUUGUUUCGACCCGCUCCUAACCACCAAGGAGCAGAUACGACAGAGACUGAGCAGCCUUCCUACAGGGACCGCCCAUCCCUUCAGCCCGCAGCGAAUACUGCUGUGCAAAGUUGGCGAUGAGAUUCAGGAGAUUGACAUUUCCACGUACCCCGAAGACUUUUUCUACAAUGCUGUGGACCUCGGCGAGAUGGGGGAGAUUCUCCUUCGUCGCAUGGCCAAGUUCCAGAACCACUUGAGUGUCUUUAACGACUUUCAAAUAAUGCAGGCCCCGGCGUCAACGUUCAAGGUCCCCAUUUCGUCGGGCAACAUCACGAUUCUGGCAGUUUCGACGCUGGAACCUACCUACUGGGACUUUUGCUUCGCUGAUGCACAGUGUAAUACUUGCUGCUGGAUUGCACGGAAUACAUUUACGGGCAUCGGCCAUAGCGGCGACAUUAUUCAGGACCGCGAUUUGCUCGACUACGUCAAAAUAGACGAGGCAACACUUACCGACAAGGAAAUUGGCAUAUUCAUAUCUGGCUACAGAACAACGGCGAUUACCAGGUUCCUCGGGACCUACCCAGCUCUACUAGUGGCUGAUCAUGUUGAAAAGACACUAUUCAUCAUCCCCGUCCCGCUGGACGCCGCUACCAUUGGAGACGCCACCAUCUGCUGUCCAGUCGUCUUCAAGCGCGAUGGAGAUUCCAUUGUCUUCUCAAUUCUGCCCAAAGCGACCACAGACACUGGAAUGUUCUGCAACAGCUCCAGUCUUUCUAGUCCGGCGUUCAAAGAAGCUAUUUCAAGAGCAGACUUUUCUUUAACGACCGCCCUCCCAGCCCCUGCCCAAGUUCUAGAAGUCCCAGAGUCGGGAAUCUGUCAGGAUUCAAAAACUACAGACACAGUUGCAUCCCGGGAGAACGCCGUCUUCAUGACCAAUGCCACGACCAUCCCUUCACAGCUCAGCAUGCACGACUCUCAAGUGAUCAAAUUUAGCACCGGGUUAGAAUUUACGACUGCCGACUCUACUGCUUUCCUUUCAAGCAAGAGUACCUCUACAGUAUUGCCUUGCAUUUGGGGAACCGAAUUUAAAGGACCCAUGCUACUGGCUACUGGUACUUGUCCGUCGAAUGUGCCGUUCUCGAGCGCGGAGGCGCUGCUGGAAUACUACGGGCAGCUCAAGUCUGUCGUUUUCCUGUUGAAUGAUGGGAUGACUGACAAUGCCCGCAACCUGUCUCCGGCGCUCAGAAUGAAUGCGGUAUUCAUAGUGCAGCCGCAAUCGGCAGCGCAGUCCGGAAAGCACGAGGAUGUUGUCGAAUAUCUUGAUUCAGUCAACAUCAAUGGGGUGACAGCGCUUGCUGGACCUCAAUCCCUAGUUUUGGUUCAACUGGCCGACAGAUUUUACUUUUACAGGGGCAUUGCAAAUCGCACGCAUCUGAAUACGUCGUUGCUCGAGUUUGGAUCCGACGUCACGACCGCUGUUCAGUCUGCGGGCCUCCCAGCAUUGCUUGAACCCACAGCAGAGCGCAUUUGCAAUCUUGAAGACGGCUCCAACACAAUUUUCUUGCCUAUCUCGAAAAAAUUUGUUCGACCCGAAGAGCUUGUCCAAUUGUUCUCCACGAUGCCAGUUGUUGAGGUUCGGGGCAUGGAAGAGGAUAUUUCAGCAGCCGUCCCACAGCUGCAGAUGCUUCUGAACGAGAAGGAUCUUCUUAAGCUAUCCCAUGCUCUGGUGGAGAUAUUGGUCAAAAAGACUGCAGAGGCCACAUCGCCUACCAGAACUGCUUACAUGGACUUUUUGACAACAAACUGGGACAAAAAUGAUUCCGCUGCGCUCAAGCAGAAGGCCUUUCUGCGAGGAGAGCUCAAGAAAGUGAGCAAGCAAACACAAGUCGCUCUCGAGCCUGUAAUUUCCAAGCUUUCCGCAAUGAUUUCAUUGAGAACGACAUCGAAGAGAACGCAUGACUUGAAGAGACUGCAACGACAGAGCAAGAUCAAGGACAACGUUCAAGCAGCAAAAGAUAUGACUUUCGAAAAGCUGGCCGAGUACCUGGAAGAGUACGCCUCCGAUAUGGGUGUCAUGGUGCUCAAUAUUGAGACGGGACCGUUUGCGCAGCUUUUGGGUAGCUUGACAGGCAAGCCGAUUGACGCUGGUUCUUGUUGCGCUCUCGACUCGCGCAUCCUUUAUCUUGAAGGGUUGGAUGCUGGCAUCAUUAUGGAGCAAUCACAAAGUUCUCACGACGGACCGCUACGAAACCAAUCUGGCCCUAUGGUCCCCAUCAUGUCAAUGCCAUACCUUAAUCAGGGAGCAGGGUCCGGUUCCAUGCUGGCAUGGGUGUGCUGGGACGAGUUUGUUGAUCUGGAAACUCCCUUUGGCACUCGGUGGAUGGAGAAGUGCAACGAAGCCCACAUUUCUGCACUGCGUAUUAUCAUGCGCGCAACAUUGAGCAGUGCCGUGAUAUCGCGCGAGUACAACAUCAACGCAGGCGCUCCCGAGACUGGACAGCUCAUGGGCGCGCUGCUGAUGGCGUCCAUGUCAAAGCUGGCACAGACGAGACAGUCUGCUCCAGUAGAGAUGAUCAAGGCGGAAGACACUGUAACAAAGUUGAUGCGAGGGCUGUUCGGCAAUCUGCUGACAAUCGCUGGCUCCGGUGUGCGGCCGCUCAGCAUGUCAUGGCAGCUCUUUGGUCUGGAACCCCAACUUGACAUCCCCGACAGCGACCAGGGAUGGCUGUGGUACCAGAACAUUGUCGCGCUCUACCCUUACACCGGCUGGCCUUUGGCACAAUUUCGCCGGAAUUUGCAAAAUCUUCUCGACAAGGUCAUCGUGCGCGUGGUAACAAAAGGAGAAGAUGUUUCGAGAGCGAAGGAGAACCGUGUCGCCGCCAUGGCCCGAUUCUGCCGACUCAGGAACAUACAGUUGGACCACUGUCGCACGAUCAUCACAGUGCUUAUGCGGAUGCUUACCGAGGAUGUAGACAGGGCGGCAUGUGCGUCACGACUGCUGGCGCACUUGCCCGCAACAUUGGAGAGACAGACUGAAACGUACACGCGGCUGCUCGGGUACCUUCGACAUUUAUCCAGCGGCGGUGAGCGACGUCGCGCUGAUGACGCGGCCGCUGCCAACGUCUACACGCGUCGUUCCGCUGCGUUUAGCACACUGAAGGCCCAGGUGGCUGAGGCAUGCAAGGGCACGGACUGGGGAGUGAUCAAGGAGAGCUGCAAAGCGCUCAAGGAACUGCAAAAGUCCAUCGCGGAGCAAUGGGAUAUCCAGCCUUCAACACUCAAAGUGCAGGGCAUGAGCGUUUACGACAAGCUGAUUGCCGCCAAGAUCCCGACGCCGGACGUGGAGCAGCAGCGGCUAACUCUUCACAUGUUGACGAGACAGGUCUUUGGCGAUGCAGAAAUGUCGCGUGUUCCUUGGCAGGUUGGCAAAGCUGGUGAAUUUGGCGGCGAAAUUGAGCCUCUCGACGAAGCAUUCGUGGAGGAAAUGCUGACAGGAGAGGUAACGGCGCCUAAUGAAGCCGUGACCAAGAUUUCACAAACUUUGGAAUUGAAGCCUGCUGAGGAAAUCAAGGAGGACGCCUUGGACAAGUACAAAUCUUCCCUCACGCCGGCAUUUGUGCAAUCUAUGGAAAGGCAAUUGACUCCCGAAGACGCCUGCACCUUGAUGCAUGUUCCCGUGGAGACCAUGCAGGUGUUUGCCAAGGCGCUGAAUCCCGAUUUCGCGUGGGAGGAUUUAGGCUGCAGAUUCAGAGUGGUUAUAAUGGGGUUGCUGGCGAAUCGAUCAGCUCGUAUUGAAAGCCGUCCGGUGAGGAAGUUGUUCAAUUUGGCUUGCGAAUAA
Messenger RNA from Akanthomyces muscarius, 3837 nucleotides. RefSeq lists its product as uncharacterized. Bases 1 to 3837 code for a protein of 1278 amino acids. NCBI's taxonomy places the organism in Eukaryota, Fungi, Ascomycota, Sordariomycetes, Hypocreales, Cordycipitaceae. The record is from RefSeq and is a predicted model, not a curated record. The transcript is spliced from 4 exons.